This is a messenger RNA of Liolophura sinensis, 1935 nucleotides long. Its product is annotated as endoglucanase E-4-like. Gene Ontology annotation, biological process: carbohydrate metabolic process. The record is from RefSeq and is a predicted model, not a curated record. Bases 73 to 1845 code for a protein of 590 amino acids. The transcript is spliced from 12 exons. NCBI's taxonomy places the organism in Eukaryota, Metazoa, Mollusca, Polyplacophora, Chitonida, Chitonidae. Gene Ontology annotation, molecular function: polysaccharide binding; hydrolase activity, hydrolyzing O-glycosyl compounds.
GAAAUUUAACAGCUGGGUGCAAAACUAAUCUGUCUGCUGUACACAUUUAGGAUAAAGCUCUUGGACUUUGGGAUGCUGUACCCAGCCGUCAUCCUCGUGGCUCUGGUCUCCUCCGCUAGGGGCGUGGAUAAAAUCGCCGUGGUGAAUUCGUGGCCGGGAGGGUUCCAGGGUUCCUUCUGUGUGCACGCUAAUCAUGCCUAUCAUGGAUGGAAAGCUCUCGUCAUUUUUUCCAGCGCCGUAGAAAAUAUCGAGACCAAUGGUGCGGAUAUUUUGUCUUUGAACACCGACAAAACAGAAUAUGUAUUGAGAGGAAAAGAACGUGAUCCGAACAUUGCGAGAGGACAGUGUGUAACGGUCAACUUUACCGCCACAAUAGCACACGGCAGCACCCCAACAGGAACGGUAACAUGGCUGGACAAGUUCGACUCUACAGCAAAAGAAACCCUUGAAGUUACUCAGUCUCAAGGCAAGGACGCACCAGCAGACGCCACCCCUCACGGGCACGGAUCAACCCAUGAAAAGUACGAUUAUGGUGAUGUUUUGGGAAAGUCCAUUCUAUUUUACGAAGCGCAAAGAUCUGGCAAACUUCCACCAAAUAACAGAGUUUCUUGGCGAGGUGACUCCGCACUGAAAGACGGCUCUGACGUAGGUCAUGACCUUACAGGAGGAUGGUAUGAUGCUGGCGAUUUCGUUAAAUUCGGCUUACCUAUGGCUUCAACAACAACAUUACUGCUGUGGAGUUUGAUUCAGUGGCCUGACGCGUACAAGGCCGCCAAACAGCUGGACCACAUGUAUGACUGCGUGAAAUGGCCGCUGGACUACUUUAUCAAGUGCCACACCGGUCCUAACGAAUUCUACGUCCAGGUUGGAGAUGGGUACAUAGACCACGAUUAUUGGGGACGGCCGGAACAGAUGACAAUGAAGAGACCCUCGUUUAAGGUCGACGCGCAUCAUCCCGGAAGUGACGUAGCGGGAGAGACAGCUGCCGCUAUGGCAGCUGGCUAUAUUGCUUUUAAACAAAGAGAUUCCCACUAUGCUGGGACUUUGUUGGCCCACGCCAGGCAGCUCUACAAGUUCGCAACAACAUACAAAGGGAAGUAUUCCACGUCUGUUCCCAAAGUCGUAGAGUUUUACGAAUCGGACGGUUACAUAGACGAGUUAACGUGGGCCGGCGCAUGGCUGUACAAGGCCACGGGGGAGCAGAAAUACUUGGACGAAGCCCAGGCCAAUUACAGACUUGGGGCCUCCGGACCGGCUUGGGCCUUAGACUGGGACAGCAAGGAAGCGGGGGCUCAGCUGCUCCUGUACGAGAUAACCAAGGACACCGCAUACAAAAAUGACAUCACUCAUUUUCUGAGGAAUUGGAUGCCAGGUGGGAAUGUGCCUUAUACCCCUAAGGGCCUGGCUUACCGGGACAAGUGGGGACCAAACGCCUACGCAGCUAACGCUGCCCUUGUCGCUCUAAUGGCGGCAGAAAAUGGUCUCAAUGUCGACAAGUACCGCGCAUGGGCAGAGAAGCAGAUCAACUACAUUCUUGGAGACGCUGGCCACAGUUUCGUAGUUGGCUUUGGAAAUAAUCCCCCGGUGAGGCCUCACCAUGCGGCCAGUUCCUGCCCAAAUCGCCCUGCAAACUGUGAUUGGGACAGCUUUGAUAGUCACGGGCCAAAUCCCCAGAUUCUGUUCGGGGCGGUGGUAGGUGGUCCGGACAAACACGACGUGUACAAAGACGACCGAAAGGAUUACGUCAAGAACGAAGUGGCUUGUGAUUACAACUCAGGAUUUCAGGCUUCAGUCGCAGGUUUAAAGCACUUGGCGCUGAUUGGCGAGCUCCCUCGUGAAUACUAAUAGUGCAAUAUGGUGCUGAAAGACAAAUGUGUGCGUAUCUGGACAAACAAAGCCAAGCACUAGAAUCUGUAAUAAAGUACGAGCAAUUCU